Platichthys flesus (European flounder) is the source of this 1505-nucleotide messenger RNA. Its product is annotated as ER membrane protein complex subunit 3-like. NCBI's taxonomy places the organism in Eukaryota, Metazoa, Chordata, Actinopteri, Pleuronectiformes, Pleuronectidae. Gene Ontology annotation, cellular component: EMC complex; membrane. The coding region runs from base 222 to 1007 and encodes 261 amino acids. Gene Ontology annotation, biological process: protein folding in endoplasmic reticulum. The record is from RefSeq and is a predicted model, not a curated record. The transcript has 9 exons.
GAUGAUCAAAAGUUUAUUUCCGCUUCAGAUCAGUUUGAAUCAAAGCGGCUGAAUGUUCGUAGAAUGAUUCACAGCGGAACAGGAAGCGGGUUCAGGAGCUAACUGUGCUAACGGUAGCUGUUUGCUAACGCUAACGUCAUCUGGUCCGCGACGAGUCUUCACUGGUCCGGGGUCAGAAGAUCGUCCCCUCGUCUGUCCUCUUGUUCCGGUCCCACAGAGCGAUGGCGAGUCCUGAGCUCUUAUUGGACUCCAGUAUUCGUCUGUGGGUCGUCCUGCCCAUCGUCUUCAUCACCUUCUUCGUCGGGAUCAUCCGUCACUACGUCACCCAGCUCCUCCACAGCGACAAGAAGGUGGAGCUGGAGCAGGUGUCCGACAGUCAGGUGCUCCUGCGCAGCCGCAUCCUCCGAGAGAAUGGAAGGUACAUCCCCCGACAGUCUUUCGCGAUGAGGAAACAUUAUUUCAACGACGCAGAGACGGGAUUCUUCAAGAAGGUCAAGAGGAAGGUCGUCCCCAAGAACCCCAUGACAGACCCCAGCAUGGUGAUGGACAUGAUGAAGGGAAACCUGACCAACGUCCUGCCCAUGAUCGUGAUUGGUGGAUGGAUAAACUGGGCUUUCUCUGGAUUCGUCAUCACCAAGGUUCCGUUUCCUCUGACUCUGAGGUUCAAGCCCAUGUUACAGAGAGGAAUCGACCUGCUGUCCCUCGACGCCUCCUGGGUGAGUUCGGCCUCCUGGUAUUUCCUCAACGUGUUCGGCCUGAGGAGCAUGUACAGCCUCAUUCUGGGACAGGACAACGCUGCCGACCAGUCGCGGGUCAUGCAGGACCAGAUGACGGGCGCUGCCAUGGCGAUGCCCCCUGACCCCAACAAGGCUUUUAAGAGCGAGUGGGAGGCGCUGGAGAUCGUUGAACACAAGUGGGCGCUAGAGAACGUUGAAGACGAGCUGAUGACCAGAGACCUCAACUUCGGGACUUUCUUCAGCCAUGACGUCAAGUCGGCCAUGUUCUAGGACGAGGAGGAGGCGUGACCGUUUGUAGAACCGUCAGGAGACGAGUAGAAGCUGCUUCUUCUCUGGAACACGCUCGACAAACUAGAUUUAAAUAAACACGACCACAGACGCCUUCUGCCUCUUAACGAGCCUCCAGACAAACUGCAGCUCCACACGGUCCAAACCACAGAUUGAUCAAAUGAUUCACAUUCACAUGUCACGUGGUGUUUUCACUGCUCCAGAAUAGAACCUUUUUUUAAAUCCACUCAUCGCUGAACAAACAGGUUUUAGAACCAAUGUUCCAGACGAGCGUUUGUUUCAGUGAAGCGGUUCAAUCGGAUGAAUACUCUCAGGAAGACGUGGCUCAGAUCUGACGCAGCGUUUCAGGUCGACUGGGAAGUUUCCAGAAGAUCUUUGACUGACAGCAGGCGUAGCUGUUUUCAUUGUGCAGAACUAUUUGUGUGUACGUUUCUACCAAAGUGUCUUUGAAGUUUAAUAAAAAGGUGCCAUCUCAACCAA